Molecule: messenger RNA, 972 nt
Organism: Penicillium maclennaniae
Lineage: Eukaryota; Fungi; Ascomycota; Eurotiomycetes; Eurotiales; Aspergillaceae
Product: TDT family transporter
Exons: 5
Coding region: 1-972 (323 amino acids)
Biological process (GO): sulfite transmembrane transport; transmembrane transport
Cellular component (GO): plasma membrane
Molecular function (GO): sulfite transmembrane transporter activity
Source: RefSeq, a predicted model, not a curated record
AUGCUCACUGACCCUCUAUACAGUUGGUUCUCCGUAACAAUGGGCACAGGCAUCGUCUCAAUUCUCCUUCACAACCUCCCGUACAAUGGAGACUGGUUGUACUAUCUCUCAAUAAUAGUCUUCGUGCUCAAUGUCCUUCUUUUCAGCACAGGCUGCAUCAUCAGUAUCCUACGGUACACACUGUACCCAGAGAUCUUCCCUGUGAUGAUCAAGCAUCCCGUUCAAUCUAUGUUCAUAGGAACUUUCCCCAUGGGCCUAGCUACGAUCAUCAACAUGAUAGUCUUCGUCUGUGUCCCAGCGUGGGGUGAAUGGACGAGGUAUUUCGCUUGGGGAUUGUGGAUUUUCGACGCUGUUGUGUCGGUGACGACGGCGUUUUAUUUGCCGUUUCUACUAAUGGCCCAUGGAAAUGAAAGACCUCUAUCCUCGAUGACGGCGGUGUGGCUUCUACCCAUCGUGAGUUGUAUUGUGGCUGCAUCGUCCGGGGCUGUCGUCGCCGGUGUACUACCCAAUGAGCAGUAUGCUUUGUGGACGGUCAUUGUUAGCUACGUACUUUGGGGUAUUGGGUUGCCGUUAGCUAUGAUGGUUAUGGUGAUUUAUCUCCUGCGUCUGACGCUUCACAAGCUGCCUCCCAAGGCGGUCAUUGUUAGUGUGUUUCUGCCUCUAGGUCCUCUGGGACAAGGUGGAUAUGGAGCGAUGAAGCUGGGCCAGUGCGCGCGAGAUAUAUUUCCCCAAAACUCAUACAUUGGAAGAGUCCUCCGGGGCGACUUUCUAUACUUAGGACUUUCCCUUUUAAUAUUGGGUGGUGGGGAUUUACUUUCCCGCUCGAUACUUUCUGUGUUUGUGGUUGUGCUGUGGAUCAUUGUGAGUGUUGGUACUUUGAAAGGCGCUAUCUCGGGAAAGCUGUUCCAUGCGCCGUGUCUAGGGGAUCUUCGGGUGACGGAAGAAAACAAGGAUGCCGGAAAGGCAGCUUGA